AUGACUCAUAGCUAUCACCAUUUGCCCAGCUGCGUCGUAAGGCGGAGAUGGCAGAGACCUUGGCUGUGGUCAGAGGCCUGGGUGAGCGCGUGGGCUCCGAAGGAAAAGCCGGCGUCCAUCUUCGAACUCACGAUGACCUACGGAGCAUUUUACCUGGCGAAGUACAAAACCGUGAUUGGCACCCAGAAUGUCCAGACGUAUCGGUACGAGGGCAGCGGAAAACAAGAAACCAUAACGGAUUUUGCUCAUACAAUCAGUGGAGAGAGAUGGGUGGAUUUCAUGUACACAGUCGACGCCGUCAAUACUCUUAGUUACGUCUCGGGGAACGUCGGUCGGACGCUGGUGAACUUCACGACGCCAAAGAGGUUUCCUGCUUUUUUGGAAGUGGUCGGCAAUAAUCUGACACUGAACUGUUACUCAGGAGUUCGAGUGUGGAACGUGACGAGAGAGGCGGAGGUAAUUCCUUUGGAUGGAUCUGAGAAAUAUCUUUUCAGUGUCUUCUCUAAUCACGAAGUCUUGCCUUCCUUUACGCUGGGAAAACACACAUUCGAUUUAACACGAAACGAGACAGGAAUUACAACGAAAAAAGACGCUGACAAGACUCUUCCCGCCUUCGUGGAGCAUAAUUUCACCAUUGCCUUCGCGGAAGGGGCUCGCAACAUGGUUUCCUGCGAUAUAAGGCUGGGGGAAAAUCAAACAACUGAUCAUGUUCUGUACAUGAACGAGUUACCGACACACCUAUCGGUUAAGGGACGGCCGGGAGAUCAGUUCUACGUAGUUCUUCGCCCAACGAAAUCCGAAGAACACACGUCUCCCGGGCCUUCGUCAGGCAGAUCUCAAGAAGGUAAAGCAGGCGGUUGCAGAUGUAGAGCCCGAGGCCCUCUCUAUGCGGAAGCUCACCUUCAGGCAAGCAUGGAAAUCGCGGAGUUCUUAGAGUCUCGGAAGGAAACUCUGCGUUCACUCGACGUCGUCCCACUUGUCCUACAGGAGAUGGACGGACGGUUGGAGGAGAUUUUCUCGGCAGCAAAAAAAGGCCUCUAUAAAUCUAGGGUGGAUGUUUUCCUUCGCCUUUACGGCCUUCCUGGGUCAGUGACGGACACGGAGGGCCGCUCCCUCCUGCACUAUGUUACUUCUUUCAAGGGCCCAGACGAUGCUCCUGUUUGGAGUGCGAAAAACGUUCUCAAGUUGAUAGAAGACCAUAAUUGCCUACCUAAUGCCGUCGACUAUCAAGGCAGAACAUGCCUGCACUUGCUUGCCCACUCUGCCAGCAUCGCCCGCUCGAAGGUUCAGUGGUGUGGGCGGGAGCAGACCGUCGAGAUGGCGUGGCUCAGUCUGGCGCAGAUCCUCGUUCAAGCGGGAGGUGACCCCUCGCUGAAGGAUCUCGCCGGGGAGCUCCCGCAUGUGGUGGCCAAGGAGAAGGCAAAGCUCGAGCUCCACGACUUCUUUUCGAAAGAGUGCCAGCGCAAGGCUCAGCAGGUGAGGGAUCCCAAGGCGUUCAAGACGGUCCUGGACGCCAUCAAGACAAAAGAGACAGCAAGCGUCAAGGCCCUUUUGCUGUCUGGGCUGCCCUCUCACCCCCUUUACACCACCGAUGACCUAUUGACGAAGGCUGUGAAGCAAGGUCUUCUGGAGGUCACGGCGAUGCUGCUGAGCUUGGGAGUGCCGCUGUGCAGCCACUCCCUGGUGUCCAUCACGCCGCUGGAAAUUGCUCACAGCAUCUCGGGGAUUCCGGCAAUUCUUCCGGCGCUGCUCAGACGAGAAUAUGCAAACAAACUUCGCUUUGAAACCACCAAGAUUUUGGGAUAUGAUCAAGAAUCGACUCUUCUUCAAAGCCGCAUAAAGGAAUUUGCAAGUGAAAUCGAGUCCAAAGGGAAAGACGCUUCUUGGCACUUCACGGAAGAAGAAAAUAUAAGAAAGUAUUUGUGCAUCGCGGCCGGCCUCGGGCUGUCUCUUACAUGCCAAGUGUUAGGCCUAGAUGACGUGUUCCUACAGCCUCUCCUCGAUGAAGACAAACCAGUCAAAAAGGCUAUGGAGAAUAAACACCCGCAUAUGCUGUCUGUGCUCUACCGUGACUUGAAUAUGUCUCUCUUUUCAACCACUGAUGAGACAACACUGCCGAAGGAAGUCAUAGACAAUGUAAUUCAGUGUGAAUUAAAAAAGCUGAACAGGUUUCUAGAAAAAGCAGGUGUUGAUGGGCGUAUGGACACGCAUUUCCGAAUGAUAAAGGAGGAGAAUGGUCAUGGCGAAAGUACAUGGCUGCAAGGCAUUGCAAAACUAGGACUUGUUUCAAUUUACCACAAAGUAGUCAAGGAAGGAAGAGCCCCUGAUAUAGAUCAUGCAGUUGAACAAUUCACAGGAUAUAAUAUGCUUCACCUGGCAGCACUGUAUGGUCAGCUAAAUAUGGUCGAAUACCUCUUGCUGAACAAAGCAAACGUGAUGGCAGAGGGAAAGAGCGGGUUUACAGCAGCCCAUCUGGCGGCACUCAGAGGUAACCGAGAGUGCAUGCGGUACUUGCAUGCUCACAUGGAGACCCAGGGUCAUUCAAAGGAUACUCAAACCCAUGCUGGCUUGACGGCAAUGCAGCUGGCCGACGGAUAUAAGACUCUUGUGGAAGACUACAGCAAGAUUCUUCUUCCAGAGGAAGAUCGACUGAGCGUGUUGAGUUGUCCGUACGCCAUAAAGAGAACCAAGAUUCUGCUUCAAAGGAAGGGCUUACACUUGAGAAUCACAGAUGAGCAGAGCUUCCGUGACACAGUUAAAAGAAUGAUGCUUAGACAGCAACAGUCAUGUGACAUAGUAAAUGAAAUGGCAAAUUUGCUGAAAGUUGUAAGUCAAGAAGACCCAAGGUUCUGUGGGGAGAUGGUCGUUCCAAAUCCUGAAGGGACACUCCCUUCUAUAGUGCCAGAAGAUUCCUUUCAAGUGUACUGGCAGGUUAGCAUCAAAGCCUGCACCAGAGUAAACCCAGAGCACAGUGGUACGGAGCAAUGUUUACUCACGCUUUCCCUUGAGGGUGAAUUUCGGAACUGCUGUUUUAGGGACGAAUUCCACAAAGCUGUCGGAAAAUCACUAAGUACGUAUAGUUUUACCUCUAAAUACAUGUGGCUCACGUACCCUUGCAUCACCAAAGCAGAUAUUGGUACUUCAGUAUACCUCGUGUGGUACAACACAGGGAAAGUUAGAUUAAUACGAGUCCUGCUCAUUCCCGUGCUGAAGGCGACGUAUCCGAAAGACAACCAAAACCAGGAUGUAUCUAAGCUGCUGGAUAGAUACUUAAAGAAUGAGAUUCCUGUCCACAUUGCCAAUAAAGGAGGCAACAGGUGGAUCUACGUCCUAGUUCAGCUGGAAAAUGAGAUAUUAGCUCAGAUAACCGAAGAACAAAGAUGUAUUUUAUUGGCUUGUAAACUCCUGACGAACCUAUUGUAUUCUUGCUGGUGGUUCCCUAGGCAACACAGCCGAAGACACGGUCGUGCGUGGGGGAACUAUGUUGCUGGGAUCGUGGCUCUCUCCCAGUCCCUCCUCUCCUCGCUGUUCUUCGAUGAACUUUCACGCACGACGCUGGAGGACUGGAGUCCCUCAAAGUUCCUCGAGCGGAUCAUCGAUUUAAAAAAGGGCGAUUGCGGAAAAUGACGACGGCCGGGGGUCGAAGACCCCCUCUUUUUUGCUAAAGGCACCCCGGGGGAAAGGGCAUCGCUAGUCGUCCUGUCUGUUAUCGAGUACCUGCGAGAACUCAGAGGCUGUGACCGAAGCGACAGUGAAACUGCUUCCAUCGAGCCGAUCUCCCUUGGCAAUAAGUAUUAGUUGCACCAAGAAAAUGUAGAUAUGUCAAUCAUCUUUUAGAUUUAGGUGUCACCUUAAGCGUAGUAUUUCCAAAAUUCAUAAUU
This is a messenger RNA of Penaeus monodon (black tiger shrimp), 3881 nucleotides long. RefSeq lists its product as uncharacterized. The record is from RefSeq and is a predicted model, not a curated record. Lineage: Eukaryota; Metazoa; Arthropoda; Malacostraca; Decapoda; Penaeidae. Gene Ontology annotation, molecular function: protein binding.